AUGGUCACCGUAGCAGUCGCAGGAGGAACAGGUGGGGUAGGCAGAACGGUUGUUGAGGAGUUGGUCCGACAAGGCAAGCACAAGGUUGUCAUUUUGAGUCGACAGUCUAAGCCACUCCCACGUCUAGAGUCUGUUCCGGUAUUCGCAACUGACUAUGAUGACAUCGCAUCCACCGCGGCUCUUCUCAAGAAGCACGACAUCGCAGUUAUCAUAUCAGCUUUAUCGCUUUUCACCGAAGAAGUAGGGGAGGCACAAAUAAAACUUAUACAAGCAGCGAUCAAUUCCAACACGACCAAACGCUUCAUGCCUAGCGAAUUCGCGUUUAACUAUCUGCGUCCUGGACUUCUCGACUUUCAUGCUGCAGCCCAGAUGCGGAUCGAUGCUUGCAAUCUUUUGCGCAAUUCGCACGUCGAAUUCACGCGUUUCAUCUUUGGCUGGUUGUUGGAUACCUGGAAUCCGAAGCGCGCCAAGACUCACAUGCCACAGAUGACAUGGGUCCUCGAUUUUGAAAGUCGGCAAGCAAGACUCCCAGGAGACGGAAAGGCGCCACUUACAUUAUUACAUUCAUUGGAUAUUGCGAAGUAUGUUGCUGCAUUGAUAGAUGAAGAAAAACCGUGGCCAGAGAUAAGUGCUUUCGCUGGUAGCACAAUGUCAUUCAGCGAAAUGGUCGAAAUAGCAGAAAGAAUCCAGGGUCGGAAGUGGGAAGUAUCAUACGAGCCCGUUGAGAACCUAGAGAAGAAAGACAUUUUCGUUUUUAAGCAGCCAGAAGACUCUUAUGAUUUCGGAGAUGGGCUUCGAGAGAUAACGGCUGAGUUUGGUCUUAUGGUCGUCAAAGGAAUUAUGGACGCAAACGUUGAAGGUCUACGGAACGAGGACUUCCCAGAUAUCAAGCCAAUCACAGUUGAGACUUGGAUACAAGACAUCUGGGGCAAGUAG
Molecule: messenger RNA, 936 nt
Organism: Exophiala bonariae
Lineage: Eukaryota; Fungi; Ascomycota; Eurotiomycetes; Chaetothyriales; Herpotrichiellaceae
Exons: 3
Coding region: 1-936 (311 amino acids)
Source: RefSeq, a predicted model, not a curated record